Messenger RNA from Arachis ipaensis, 876 nucleotides. NCBI's taxonomy places the organism in Eukaryota, Viridiplantae, Streptophyta, Magnoliopsida, Fabales, Fabaceae. The record is from RefSeq and is a predicted model, not a curated record.
AUGGAGUGUGUUAGCACAACUUCUAUGUCGGUGUUGAUAAAUGGGUUGCCAAUAAAGCCGUUCAAGAUGGAAAGAGAUUUGCGACAAGGUGAUCCUCUAUCUCCAUUCUUGUUUGUUCUUGUUGUGGAUGUCCUACAUAGAAUGAUUGGAGUGGCAGUCAGGAACGGUCGGAUAGCUCCAUUACUUGUUGGGAGAGACAAUAUAGAACUGUCACAUCUCCAGUUUGCUGAUGAUACUGUGUUAUUCUGUCCACCAGAGGAGGAGACUAUUAAAAAUUACAAGAGGCUGCUUCGUAGUUUUGAGGUGAUGUUGGGGCUAAGUAUCAACUUUGACAAAUCCAACUUGAUCCCAGUCAACUGUGAACAACAGUGGGUUCAAAGUAUGUGCAGCUUGUUGGGGUGCAAAGAGGCUACUCUCCCGAUCAGGUACCUUGGAAUCCCCUUAGGAGCUAACCCAAGUGGUGGUGGUGGUUCUCAAAAGAGGAGGGUCCGUUGUGGAAGAAGGUGGUUUGCUCAUGAAACUCUUCUUUGGGAAGAUGUGUGGCUAAGUGGUGGUCCUCUAAAGGAAAGGUUUCCAAGGCUUUUCUCAGUUUCAGAUCAAAAAGAAUCUGUCAUAGGGAACUAUGGUUUCUGGGAUGGGUUAGAGUGGAUUUGGAACUUCCAGUGGAGGUGUGAGCUUUUUCAAUGGGAGUUGGAAUUGGUGAAUCAACUACAUGAUGCUUUGAGACCGAUUAAACUAGCUUUUGAUAGAGAGGAUAGAGUUGUCUGGAAGUUUGACAAGCAAGGCAUUUUUUCUACUAACUCAUUUGUGCAGGUCUUGCAGGUGGAAACACUACCGGAAGAGAUAACAAGCUAUAGCUUCACGAAGACUAUUUGA